GUGUUCUUUGCCCUGAUGCUGACCCCUCUGUUUAAGAAGUCCAAGCACGUGGGGAUCGUGGAGUUCCUGGCAACUUUGGUGUUUGGCUUUGUGGGCCUCAACAUCGUCCUGCUGGAGGAUUUCCCCAAAUCCUUCGUGUGGAUCCUCAGCCCUUUGUGUCAGUGCAGCUUCUUGAUUGGUGUUGCACAGAUUUGUCCUUUGACAUCUACGAGGGGCAGAUCACGGCACUGCUGGGCCACAGCGGCACCGGGAAGACGACGCUGAUGAACAUCCUGUGUGGCCUGUGCCCUCCCUCUGAUGGGUUUGUGUCAGUCUAUGGGCACAGGGUGUCUGAGAUCGACGAGAUGCUGGAGGUGCGGCAGAUCGCGGGCGUGUGUCCCCAGGCCGACAUCCACUUCGACAUCUUGACUGUGGAGGAGAACCUCUCCAUCUUUGCUGCCAUCAAGGGCAUCCCUCAGAACGAUUUGAUACAAGAGGUGCAGAAGGUGUUGCUGGAUUUGGAGAUGCAGCCCAUCAGGGACAAUCAAGCCAAAAAAUUAAGUGGGGGGCAAAAGAGGAGGCUGUCAGUGGGAGUUGCUGUUCUUGGGAACCCCAAGGUUUUGCUGCUGGAUGAGCCCACGGCAGGGAUGGAUCCCUGCUCCCGCCACAUCAUCUGGAACCUGCUGAGGAGCAGGAAAGCCAACCGUGUGACAGUGUUCAGCACCCACUUCAUGGACGAGGCUGACAUCCUGGCUGAUCGUAAAGCUGUGAUUUCCCAAGGGAUGCUGAAAUGCCUCGGCUCUUCUCUCUUCCUCAAGAGCAAGUGGGGCAUUGGCUACCGCCUGAGAUUACAGCGUGUUCCACUCGCAGCAAGCCCAGGAGGAGGUGGACACCAAGUCCCUGGAUGACAUGGAGCAGAGCCUGCUGAUGCUCUCCGAGGCCAAGGCACCAGCCAUGAGCAACUCAGCCCUGUGGAAGAAGCAGGUCUCCACCAUAGCCAAAGUGCACUUCCUCAGCCUGAAACGGGAGAACAAAUGUGUCAGAGUUAUGUUGUUGCUUUUCCUCAUUUUCCUUGUAGUUCAGAUUUUGUUGUUUUUCAUACACCACAUCAUCAAAAAUGCUGUAGCUGCUAUCAAACUCUCCCCAGAUUUGUACUUGCUGAAGCCUGGAGAGAGCAGUCACAAGUACAGGAGUCGGCUCCUGCUGCAGAACUCCACAGAGUCGGAUAUCAGUGACAUUGUGCACUCCCUGGGGAGCAUGAACAUCCUCUGGGAGAUGUUCAAUGACAGUGAUUAUGUCUCAGUGGCACCUCACAGUGCAGCUCUGAACGUGUUUGCCCUCCAGUCCAGGCAGAAUUAUGUUUUCAACAUCAUAUUCAACAGCACCAUGGUGCAUUCCCUGCCAGUUCUGAUGAACAUUGUCAGCAACCUCCUCCUGCGCAGCCUGAACGUGACUGAGAGCAUCCAGAUCUGGAGCAACCCCUUCAUUCAGGACCUUCCAGACACAAUUUUCAGGCUGGAGAUCUAUUUUGAAGCCGUGUUACUGGGGAUCAUCAUCACUGGGAUGCCACCCUACUUCGCCAUGGACAAUGCAGAAAACCACAAGAUCAAGGCUUACACCCAGCUGAAGAUUGCAGGGCUCUAUCCCUCAGCCUACUGGACUGGCCAGGCUGUGGUGGACCUGCCUCUGUUCUUCCUCAUCCUCAUCCUCAUGAUUGGCAGCCUCUUUGCCUUCCACUACGGUGUUUAUUUCUAUGUGGGCAAGUUCCUGGCUGUGAUUUUUUGCCUGAUUGGUUACGUCCCCUCCGUCGUGCUCUUCACCUACGUGGUCUCCUUCACCUUCAGAAAAGUCCAGAACACGAAGGAAUUUUGGUCAUUUAUAUUUUCAGUGACAGCCCUGCUGUGCACAGUGGUCACUGAGGUGUCCUUUUUCCUGGACCAUUACCUGGUGACCACCAUCCUGCACUAUGUCUUCUCCAUCUUCAUCCCUAUUUAUCCCCUCAUUGGCUGCCUGAUUUGUUUUAUAAAGGUCUCAUGGAAAGGCAAGAGUGAGAGUGGGGGAUUCCACGACCCCUGGGACCGGCUGCUGGUGGCAGUUCUGGCUCCCUACCUGCAGUGUGUGCUGUGGCUGUUCCUGCUGCGCUGCUUCGAGCUCAAGAACGGCGGGAGGACGGUCAGAGAAGAUCCCUUCUUCAGGAAAUGUUUCACCAAAGCCAAGCCCUGGAAGUUCCCAGAUGUGCCUCACGAGGAGAAUGAGGAUGAGGAUGUGAAGGCAGAGAGGCUGAGAGUCAAAGAGAUCCUGAGCAGCCCCAGGAGUGAGGAGAUGCCAGCAAUCCUGGUCAGCAGCCUGCACAAAGAGUUUGAUGAGAGGAAGGAAUUUCUUCUGGGGAGAAAAAUAAAGAAAGUGGCAACCAAACAUGUUUCCCUCUGUGUGAAGAAAGGAGAAAUCCUGGGUUUGUUGGGACCCAAUGGAGCUGGGAAAAGCACAUUAAUUAAUAUGCUUGUUGGAGAGAUUGAGCCAACCAGUGGGCAGGUGCUGAUGGGAGAUGAUUCCUUGGGGCUGAGCAGUGAGGAUGACUCUGUGAAGUUCGUGGGGUACUGUCCCCAGACAAAUCCUCUGUGGCCAGAUAUCACACUGCAGGAGCACUUUGAGAUUUACGGUGCCAUCAAAGGCAUGAGCCAGGCUGAUGUUAAAGAGGUCAUCAAACGCAUCGCCAGCGUGCUGGAUCUGAAGGACCACCUGCAGAAGACCACAAAGAAGUUGGGCAUGGGGCUGAAACGCAAGCUCUGCUUUGCCCUCAGCAUGCUGGGCAACCCGCGGGUGACGCUGCUGGACGAGCCCUCCACGGGGAUGGACCCCAAGGCCAAGCAGCACAUGUGGAGGGCAAUCCGAGCAGCCUUUAAGAACAAGGAGAGAGCAGCAAUCCUGACCACGCACUACAUGGAGGAGGCAGAUGCUGUCUGUGACCGUGUGGCCAUCCUGGUGUCAGGGCAGCUCAGGUGUAUAGGUACUGUCCAACACCUGAAGAGCAAAUUUGGCAGAGGAUACUUCUUGGAAAUGAAAUUAAGGGAAACAGCAGAUGUGCAGCAGGUGGAGUAUCUGCAGAGCCAGAUUCUGCACAUCUUCCCCAACGCCAACCGCCAGGAGAGUUUUGCUUCCAUCUUGGCGUAUAAAAUUCCCAAAGAAGAUGUACAGUCACUUUCACAUUGUUUUUCCAAGCUGGAGGAAGUAAAACACGCCUUCAACAUCGAGGACUACAGCUUUUCCCAAGCAACACUGGAACAGGUGUUUGUGGAGCUGGCUAAGGAGCAGGAGGAGGAGGACAGCAGCUUUGGCACCCUGAACAGCAGCCUGUGGUGGGAGAGGACACAGGAGGACAGAGUCAUCUUCUGAGCUCCUCGUGCUCCUGUGGGUGCCAGCACCAACCCUCCCUCUGCUCCUGGAGCUGGGCUGGGCAAGGACAGCUGGCUUGGGGAGCCCUGAGCCUGUGCCACCAUCCUGGCCUUGGAAUAGGAGCUGUGACCCCAAAUCCUCCUCCCCUCGCUGCUCCUGGGCUCUGCUGGGCAGCAGGGCAGUGCCACAGCAUCUCCUGGCUCUG
Zonotrichia albicollis (white-throated sparrow) is the source of this 3577-nucleotide messenger RNA. NCBI's taxonomy places the organism in Eukaryota, Metazoa, Chordata, Aves, Passeriformes, Passerellidae. The record is from RefSeq and is a predicted model, not a curated record.